UUUUUCUUUUCAUUUGCGAGAAUUGGAGAAGUGGUGAUAUGUGUCAACUCUCCCAGAUGCUGCCAAUGUUUAGGAUAAAUUUACCCGGGCAGUCGCCAUGCACUUUCCCUGAAUUGUGUGUCGCCUACAGAGUCCGCUAUCUGUACUUGUUGCCAUUGUGACGGGCCUCUUCCGCCUUGUGCUCACCUAUUAUGGGGCCAAGAAAGCAGAUUAGUGCAUCUCAGAUCGCAAUAAUAUGUGAGUUGGCGAACGAGAACAAAUCUAAUAAGGAAAUAGCGGCAAAUUUAGGACUGACUCUCAGAACAGUUCAGCGUUGGACCAAAAAAUACCGUGCGAGUGGAUCCCUCGACCCGCCACCCAAGCACAAACCAACGGGGCCCAAACGGAAGAUCAGCCAGAGGACUUUGGGCAUUAUUAGCAGGCAGAUCGAGGCCCAGCCUUGCAUAUCUAGCCGGGAAAUCAAGGAAAAGAACCCGUGUCUGCUAGCGGGAGUUGCUACUCGAACACUGAGAGACUACUUGAGACAUUACUUUGAGUACCGGAGUUCUAACACGGCGCCUCAACAACUGUUAGAUUGCGCUGAGCGUUCCGGAAGACGCCUGAGGCAACCAGAGUAUGACAUUGAAACACCUCAUGCUGAUCCUCCAACAGCACAUCCUUGUAGUCUGAAAGGCAGUCGUCCUAGUACUCCUUCCGCAGCAGACGAAAUCCAGUCCAACGCAGAGGAGAUGGACGCUAUCCAAGGAGGAAUAAAUGAUAUUCUUGCUCAGCUGGUGCAAAGCCAGAAACUUGUUGUUACUGCGCUGUCAGAGCUAGUGGCAGACCAGAAGCAAUUGGUGGCAAGCCAGGAGGAGAUGGUGGCAGUGGUAAGGGAUGGGGUAAACGCCGUCCGAGGAGCCUUGGAAUUGUAUAGAGAGUGCGCAAAUUAGAAGGCAGCAGUAGGGUGUAAGAGUAGUGUUGUAUUUUUGUAAAGAAAAAUAUAUUUUUGUAUAUUAAAAAAAAAUGUAUGUUAAUAUUGUUACUUUUAAUUUUUUGCUGUAUGCAGUGCAAUUUUCCGUAUAUUGUAUAUACUUGUGGAAUUUCAUUUCACAACUAUGAAAUGUUUAGCAAAUUUUCUGGCUUAUUCUGUAUAUUUCUGUAUUAAUAAAAAUGGGAAUCAUUUUUUAAA
Messenger RNA from Penaeus monodon (black tiger shrimp), 1168 nucleotides. RefSeq lists its product as uncharacterized. Bases 192 to 929 code for a protein of 245 amino acids. Lineage: Eukaryota; Metazoa; Arthropoda; Malacostraca; Decapoda; Penaeidae. The transcript has 3 exons. The record is from RefSeq and is a predicted model, not a curated record.